CUGAUGCAAUAUGGCGGAAACUCUACGCAAGAUCUCCAGCUGAUUUACUUUCACAACAAAUUGAAAUGUAUUCUGGGGAGAUCGCGUAUCUAAAUUGGUUGCAUUCAAUACAUAUACGACAGUUCUAGAAAUAGGAUUGAAAAUGGAAACUGAACAUACUCCUUUAGAGCCCAGAGACACUGAACGUUUGCCAGAAAAUCUGCCACCAGAGGUAGAAGAAGGCAAUGUUGAAUACAAGUUAAAGCUGGUAAAUCCAAGUGCCGAGCGUCUGGAGCAUCUUGUCACACAGAUGAAAUGGAGACUGGAAGAGGGCCAGGGGGAGGCAAUCUACGAGAUUGGUGUCGAGGAUAACGGCCUCCUUGUUGGGCUCAUGGAAACUGAGCUGCAGGCUUCAGUGGCUUCACUGGAACAUAUGGCAGAAAGACUAGGAGCCACACUGACAGUAUUACGAGAGAGAUGUAUAGACGAUGAAAAUGGAGAGGAACAGAGAAGAGCACUAGAAAUCCUAGUAAGAAAAGUCCCAGAUGACCAAAAAUUCAUCGACCUGCGACUGACGGUACUGGGUAAUGUGGACUCAGGGAAAAGCACACUACUGGGUGUGUUGACACAUGGGGAGCUGGACAAUGGACGGGGCAAGGCACGGCAAAACCUAUUCAGACAUCUGCACGAGAUACAGACAGGAAGAACCUCUUGCAUCAGCCACGAGAUAUUAGGCUUUAACAACAAAGGAGAGGUUGUGAACUACAGUGAGUCUCGGAGUGUUGAGGAGAUAUGUGAGGCGUCCAGUAAGCUGAUCACACUCAUCGAUCUGGCCGGCCACCACAAAUACCUCAAGACGACUAUAUUUGGCCUCACCUGCUACUCUCCUGACUUCUCCAUGCUUGUUGUCAGCGCAAACACCGGCAUGGCUGGUACUACAAAAGAGCACCUUGGAUUUGCCCUUGCACUGAAGGUUCCAAUAUUUGUGGUGGUGACAAAGGUUGACAUGUGUCGCAAGUUCUUCAUUGAGAAGACUGUCAGCCAGCUGGAGAAGAUCCUCAAGUCACCUGGAUGCAAGAAGAUACCAGUCCGGAUCGCCAACGAGGAUGACGCCAUUACCGCGGCUCAGAACUUUGACACUGACAAGAUAGUUCCCAUCUUCUGCAUAUCAUCUGUGAAUGGUGCAAACCUCCCGCUGCUCUUCAAAUUCCUGAAUCUGAUCCCACCUCUGAACAAGGACAGAGACAAGCUGGUACAGCUGCCCACAGAAUACCAGAUCGAUGGGGUAUUCAGUGUGCCCGGUGUUGGGAAUGUGGUGGGAGGCAGACUUCACAGUGGUUCAGUACGUGAGGGGGACCAGCUAAUGCUGGGUCCAUAUGAGGAUGGCCAGUUCCAGUCUGUGAAGGUGAAGACGGUCCACCGACAUCGGUUACCAUGCCGACUGAUCCAGGCCGGCCAGGCUUCUACUGUGGCCCUGCAUGAUGUUGAGAGGGAACACCUACGCAAGGGCAUGGUGUUGGUGAGUUCAGAGCUGGUUGGGGCAUGUAUGGAGUUUGAGGCAGAUGUCUAUCUGCUCUACCAUGACACACGGGUCUGCCCAGGAUUCCGAACCACAGUCCAUGUCGGCAACGUCUGUCAGUCCGUACAAAUCAUGGAAAUUAAAGACAAGACCGCCAUAAAGACCAACCAGAAGGCUCAGGUUAUAUUCAAGUUUAUGAAGCAGCCAGAGUACAUCCGUGUCGGCAGCCGGCUCCUGUUCCGCCAGGGAACAGCCAAGGGGGUAGGGGAGGUAAUCAAGAUAUAUCCAUACACAGAGGUUCCCACCAGAUAGGAAUUGCCUCCCCUGACUGGCAAAGUUUUUUUGUUAUAGAUGACUGACUCUUUAUUGCCAUUUAUUUAAUGUAUUGCACUUUUUUAUUAGUGUGUUUUAACUUAAUUGAAAAGACACUAACUGUUACAGUUAGUACACCUGUAUUCAGAUUAUGAACCUAUUUAUUGAUUUUACAACUUCUAAAUCCUAAAUCCAGGAUUUGUUUAAUACUUGAUGUUUUAAAGUGUUAUUGAUCAACGCUUCUCUCUUACCUAAAUAUUAUUGUAUUGUUAUAAUACCAGUAAAUACAGUCUUUAAUGUUAUUCAACUAUUUUAACAUCUUUAUGAUUUCCUUUACAAAUGUUUUAAAGCCUUUCCAUGUGUGUAUUGAUCUGAUUUCAAUGCUCCAUUUGUCCCAGUCUUGCAGCUUUGCUCUUUAGUCAUUAUUUUCAAUCAAAUUUUUUCAUCAAUUAGAUUAAAGUGUCUAUUUAAAUAUAAUGAUUACAAUGUGUUAAAUAUUUUAUAAUAUUAGCUGUUUGCAGUGUUAUAUUGAUUAAGAUUUUUAAACAAACAUUCAUUUUUACCAUUAUUGUUUUAUUGCCUUAUUGAAGUCAUACAAUAAUUUUACGUUAUUUUACUUGGCUUUGACUAAUUAUUGACUUCUGCUACUUUCUUAAGUAUUGCUUCUAUUUUCUUCUUGAUUUCUUUUCAAAAAGAUCUUAUUUGAUUCUGGAAUCUUGGGGAGAACACUUCCAGGAAGUUCUUCAUAGCAGUAAUGUCUGUGUUGUCAGAAUCCAAAGACAGAUGGCUUGUAGUAUGUACAUUUAGUGUAACUCAUGCAAUACCAGUCAUAGGGCUUUCAGUUUUGUGUUUUCAAGUAUGAUUCCAGGAGAGUGGUGUAUUCAUGUUUUAAUAAUGUGAUGUUAGUGUAUUCUUGUUAAAUGUUAUGAUGUCCGAUGACUGAUGUUAAGACUGAGGUAGGAGCAUAUGACAAAAUAUCAUAGAUUAACAUGAAAUGGGUGUCAUAAACUAUAUUAAACAAAAAAUACUAGCAAAAUCAAAUAAACACUGCUUAAUCUAACCAUUAAGCCUACUAGUUCUGUUCUAUACAGUAAAACUACUCAUCAGUACCAAAUCGCUUAGCACGCAUGCACUGAUACUAUGACCUUCUUUUAUUAUAUGCAUUCUGUUGGUUUAAGGAGAAUUAUUUGUGAAAUAAAAUUGAUAUUUCAGUGUUGCAAACAGGAAAGAUCUCGAUCUGAUAUUGUUUACUGUUUUGAAUUUAAGUUCGUUCUCACUUACAAGUAAAUGUUUUAAAUUGUUAUGAUUAAUAAAAGGGUGCUUGUAUCUUGAAUGUUCGCUUAGUCAAAAUCAAACUUUUACUUGCGAAAUGAAUACAUCUACGUUUUAGGUUUAAGGUUUAUAAAAUUGAUUGGUUUUAAAAUUAGAGUAUAUCUAGUUCAAAAAUGAUCAUAGCAGCAAUAUUAUGAUAAGUUGUCAUACGAGACCCUGGGUUUGUCAAUUUUCGUGUUUUAUUAAUUUUCCACAUCCAUGCAAUACAUUGUGUAUAAUAAACUAUAAUUUAAAUUUUGCAAAAUUUGUUAAUCGUGGAACAAAAUUUUCUUGUUUUGCCUUUGUGUUGAAGUCAGGGAUCUGAUGUGUGCCUGUGUGACUGUGCCAUGGUGUUGUGUAAAACAUGUACUGUUAAUCGGUCCCCCCACACUUGUAUAAGCACUGUGUGACUAUGCCACAGUGUGGUGUUGUACCUUUAACCUGUCCCGCCCUCACUUUUAUCAGCUUUUGACAGCUUUUGACAUGUUGAAUUUAAUGUGUUUUUGAUAUUAAUGUACUUUAUAAAUUGUUAAAGUUU
Molecule: messenger RNA, 3659 nt
Organism: Mya arenaria
Lineage: Eukaryota; Metazoa; Mollusca; Bivalvia; Myida; Myidae
Product: GTP-binding protein 2-like
Exons: 12
Coding region: 143-1810 (555 amino acids)
Biological process (GO): translational elongation
Molecular function (GO): translation elongation factor activity; GTPase activity; GTP binding
Source: RefSeq, a predicted model, not a curated record